This is a messenger RNA of Fusarium oxysporum Fo47, 1704 nucleotides long. Its product is annotated as Alpha/Beta hydrolase protein. Lineage: Eukaryota; Fungi; Ascomycota; Sordariomycetes; Hypocreales; Nectriaceae. The coding region runs from base 1 to 1704 and encodes 567 amino acids. The record is from RefSeq and is a predicted model, not a curated record. The transcript is spliced from 2 exons.
AUGAAGUCGCAAACCAUCAUCUCGAUUUGCGCCACGCUCUUUGGCAUCGUACGGGCUGGGCCAAUUGACUCAUGCGAAAUCGCUCCGGCGACUCCUUCAGUCAAACUUUCUUCUGGUACCGUCAUGGGAUCUUUGGUCGACGAUAUUGAGUAUUUUCGCGGCAUACCCUAUGCCAAACCACCAAUUGGUCCUCUCCGGCUGAGGCCGCCAAAGCCAAUUAAAAGUUUUGGCAUUAUUCAGGCCACCGGUACUGGCCCUUCUUGUCCUCAAUUCACAGUCUCAGAGUCUUCUCCAGUGUUCAACCAUGUCGCGGGGUUAUCAGACGUCAUGGAAGCGAUUGCUUUCUCUGGAGCAUUAGGAAACGAAACCGAAGACUGCCUGACCGUCUCGGUCAUGCGACCACGGAACAUUAAGACCCAUGAGAAGCUCCCUGUACUUUUGUGGAUGCAUGGCGGAGGCUUCCAGAUGGGGAGUGCGCAGCCUUAUAAUGCCUCCGUGUUGAUCCCCAAGGCGGUAUCUCAGGGCAAGCCGUUCAUCUUGGUGGGAGUCAACUACCGCCUUGGAGGCUUUGGCUUCCUAGGAGGAAAGGAGGUACUUGCCGAUGGUGUGGCUAACCUGGGCCUGCUUGACCAGAGAUUGGCGUUGGAAUGGGUUGCGGACAAUAUUGCAGCCUUUAACGGUGACCCAGACGCAGUCACGAUUUGGGGCGAGAGCGCAGGCGCCAUGAGUGUCUUCAGCCAAAUGGCUCUUUACGACGGCAACAACAAGUACAAGGGCCGGCCGUUAUUCAGGGGAGCUAUCAUGAACAGCGGCAGUCUGACCCCAGCGGAGCCAGUUGACGGUGUCAAGGCGCAGGAGCUCUUUGAUAUCGUGGUCCGGGAAGCGGGUUGCGGUGCAGUCCCAGACAAGGAGAAACUAGACUGUCUUCGUGGACUUGAUUACGAAACGUUUCUUAAUGCCACAACCAAGGUUCCUAGCUAUCUGGGAUAUCACGGGAUCGCACUCAGCUAUUACCCUCGACCUGACGGUCGUAUCAUUACCGCCAGCGCAGAGAUAUUGGCCCGGAAGAAGAAAUAUGCAGCUGUACCAAUGAUUAUUGGCAAUCAGGAGAACGAGGGCACGAUGUUUAGUAUUUUCUCUUACAAUCUCACCACCAAAGCCAACACGAUCUCUUAUCUGAACGACAUCUUUUUCCGCAGCGCUACGAGGAAACAAGUCUCCGGCCUCGUUGACAAGUAUCCCCGCUGCAGUGCCUGUGACACACUAAACGCCACGAUCAGCGACACGUACCCAGAGUUUAGACGAUUGGCCGCGAUACUCGGAGACUAUCAAUUCAUCCUCAUGAGCCGAAUCUUCCUGGACUAUGCCCCUGAGUCUGUACCUGCGUGGUCGUAUAUCGCCUCUUAUGCACAGGACACGCCUAUUUUGGGGACAUGGCACACAGCGGACCUACCAAGGAUGUUCUACAAGACGGAUGAGGCCAGCAGCGGCAUCCAGGAUCGAUAUAUCGCUUUUGUGAAUUCUCUUGAUCCCAAUGAUGGUUUAGCCGACGCUGCUGAUGACGCCUUUACACGAUGGCCAUCAUGGCAUGACAGCAGGCAGUUGAUCGACUUCAGGGCCAAUUCGACAGGACUGCUAGACGGCGAUUUCCGAAGCAACAGUUUCAAUUAUAUUCGCAAAAACCUGGAGUCUUUCCGUGUUUAA